Molecule: messenger RNA, 624 nt
Organism: Parnassius apollo (apollo)
Lineage: Eukaryota; Metazoa; Arthropoda; Insecta; Lepidoptera; Papilionidae
Source: the annotation of a GenBank genome assembly
AUGUGGAAAACUCAUUCAAAACAUAAAAAGUUAUGUGAAGAAUGGGCACUGGCAGAAUGCGAAGGCGAGGGCUGGUGGCGCGAAGCUCGCGAGGGAAGCGGACAAAGUGACGUGCGGUACGCGGGCGUGGCGCCGGUAGAGCGCGCCGCUUCUGCUCCCGCUACUGCGCUCGCUGUUCGCUCAGCUCUGCAUACCGUUAAAACUUCGAAUAAAAAGUUGCAAAGGGUGAGCCUGGAUAUCAGUGCCAAGGGGAUUUUGGUCACCGACGUCGACUCGCAGGAAAGCGUCUUAAGUGUAUCAAUAUACAGAAUAUCGUACUGCUCGGCGGACGCUGCCAACGCGCGCGUGUUCGCUGUAGUGGAGGGCACGAACACGAACGGCGCCGACGAGAGCCACGUGGUGCACGUGUUCGUGUGCGCGCGCAGGAAGCAGGCGAGGGCGCUUGCGUUGUCACUCGCGCACGCUUUCAAUGACGCAUACCAGGCAUGGCAAGCAAACCAAGGCACCUCUCUUCAGUCUAAUGGGAAACGAUUAGCACCCUGGGUUAGAUUCCCCGAUGAGUCGGACGAAGAAGCGGACAGUGAACAUUGGAAGUCACCUGCUCCGCUUGUCACAUUUGCUUGA